This is a messenger RNA of Siniperca chuatsi (mandarin fish), 6795 nucleotides long. RefSeq names its product mitogen-activated protein kinase 8b (gene mapk8b). Gene Ontology annotation, molecular function: JUN kinase activity; ATP binding. Lineage: Eukaryota; Metazoa; Chordata; Actinopteri; Centrarchiformes; Sinipercidae. The coding region runs from base 403 to 1557 and encodes 384 amino acids. Gene Ontology annotation, biological process: protein phosphorylation; JNK cascade. Gene Ontology annotation, cellular component: nucleus; cytoplasm. The record is from RefSeq and is a predicted model, not a curated record. The transcript is spliced from 12 exons.
AAUGUUCGCUUCCGCUUUCCAGGAGCGGCUGCCGGUAACGCGCAGGCGGUCUUGAACGUCCCACUGGUCCUCAUUGUGCAGCAGAGGAAACAUCGCAAGGUUUCGAGACGACGUUGGUAUGAAAUGGCAGAAAGUGCUUGUGUCACGGAAGCACAAAGAUUAGGUUACGUAGAAGCUACACAUGUAUUUUGCGAUGAGCCUGGCCUGCUAGUGUGAAGGAAACGGGAGUGUAUCCGGAGGAAAAAGGGAUUCAGGAGCUGUUUUUCUCCGAAAAACGUCCCGGUUGUGUCUCCAGCAGGCAGCAAACGGCGACUGCGGGUCGACACUGUAGGAAUUAACCGGAGAGGGGUCUUGAGAGCUCCACUUGAAUGCCCAGUCACGGCGUUUGUCCAAGGCUUCACCAUGAACCGGAACAAGCGUGAAAAGGAGUACUACAGUAUAGAUGUGGGCGAUUCAACUUUUAUGGUUUUAAAGCGCUACCAGAACCUCAGACCCAUUGGAUCCGGAGCACAGGGAAUUGUCUGUUCAGCGUAUGACCACAACUUGGAGAGGAACGUCGCCAUCAAGAAGCUGAGCCGGCCGUUUCAGAAUCAAACUCACGCAAAACGGGCCUACAGAGAACUGGUGCUCAUGAAAUGUGUCAACCACAAGAACAUAAUUGGCCUAUUAAAUGUAUUCACACCACAGAAGACACUGGAAGAAUUCCAAGAUGUGUAUCUAGUGAUGGAGCUCAUGGAUGCCAACCUCUGCCAGGUGAUUCAGAUGGAGCUGGACCAUGAGAGGCUGUCCUACCUGCUCUACCAGAUGCUGUGUGGAAUCAAACACCUGCACUCUGCCGGCAUCAUACACAGGGACCUGAAGCCCAGCAACAUUGUGGUGAAGUCUGACUGCACACUGAAGAUCCUGGACUUUGGCCUGGCCAGGACAGCCGCCACCGGCCUCCUCAUGACGCCCUAUGUGGUCACCCGCUACUACCGCGCUCCUGAAGUCAUCCUUGGGAUGGGCUACCAGGCCAAUGUGGAUAUUUGGGCUGUGGGCUGCAUUAUGGCAGAAAUGGUUCGCCACAAAAUCCUUUUUCCAGGAAGGGAUUAUAUCGACCAGUGGAAUAAGGUGAUCGAGCAGCUGGGGACACCGUCUCAGGAGUUCCUGAUGAAGCUCAACCAGUCAGUGAGGACCUAUGUGGAGAACAGGCCACGGUAUGCUGGCUACAGCUUUGAGAAGCUCUUCCCUGAUGUACUGUUUCCUGCAGACUCUGAGCACAACAAACUGAAAGCGAGCCAAGCCCGAGACCUACUAUCCAAGAUGCUGGUAAUAGACGCAUCAAAGAGGAUCUCGGUGGACGAGGCUCUUCAGCACCCUUAUAUCAACGUGUGGUACGACCCGACUGAAGUGGAGGCACCACCACCGGUGAUCACAGACAAGCAGCUGGAUGAGAGAGAGCACACAGUGGAGGAGUGGAAAGAGUUGAUAUACAAAGAAGUGUUGGACUGGGAAGAGAGGACAAAGAAUGGUGUCAUCAGGGGACAGCCAGCGUCCAUAGCACAGGUGCAACAGUGAGCAGCAGCACCACCAGCACCACACCUCCACGUCCUCCUCCUCCUCUGUCAACGACGUCUCCUCCAUGUCCACCGACCCGACCCUGACCGACACCGACAGCAGCCUGGAGAUGGCCGGCCCCGCCGCUGUUGCUGCCGCUGCUUCUACAGCCACCGGCCCCCUGGGCUGCUGCAGAUGACUAUCACCUCCUCCAGGUCCUGGGCUGGGCCUCGCCCCCUGGUCACAUCCAAGACCACUUGCCUGACACUGGCUCCUGGCCCCGCCCCCUGCAUUUGCCUCCCCCCACCUCCUCUCUGUGCUUGUCUUCAGUAGUGUAGCGAUUAGCCAGCUAGCUGUUUUAGAAAUAUUUUGAUUUCUGAAAGGACAGAUCUUUUGUCUUUUUUUAUUACAGUUAGUCUUUUUUAAAAAUUAGGAUUUCUUUUCAUUUGAGUUCUAGCUGUAAUUUAUUGUGGCAUUUCUUAAUUUUUCAGAAACCUAAGAUGAUGAUAAGAGAAUUUUUAUGAUUUCACUAUGUUCCGGUUUGUAUUAACCGACAGUGAGAAUUUAAAGAAAUAUCUGUAAAAUGUUUUAAUGUGAUCUAUUUUUUUCUGUUGAAAGUCAUUUGUUUCACCUGUAAGCUACUGCUUUUACAAUUUGCCAUAUAAAUGUAGAUUGAGUUUGUACAGAUUUUAUGGUAGUUGUAGUUUUAUCUUCAAUACAAGUUUGCAGUGAGCCAUUGAAACAUAAUUGAAUUGACAAAUGUAUCGUCUUAGUACUCCCCUUAUCUGUUUUAUCUCACAUAAUAUGGAUAUUGGUUUAAGCGCAUACGACAUAUCCAUUUAUUUGAACUGAGAUCAUGUAGAUUUACUUGUAAAAAAAAGUUUUUCUUGUGAGUCACUACUACUUCCUCCAUUGUAAAAUUUUAACAAAAGCUUUCUAAUUUACUCAUUCUUCACUUCCUGUUCAGACGUGAUAGGAUUUCAAAAUGAUUUUCACUCACUAUGUGAUUCAUUUUACCUUCUACAUUUAAGCUAAGGGAUUCAUAAUGGCACAGUUAGGACUGUCUUCUGUAUUUUUAAGUGCUUUAAAGUACCUCUUCCUCUUGUCUGCAACAGGCUGUGUGACAUGGAACUGGAGUGGUGGUAUUGCUUUGGAGGACUGGAUGCACAGAGCUCUUUCACAUUCUCCACUGGCUUGCUUUGACAGCGAGGUAUUGCUAACAAUUCAGGACUUGAGAAUGUUUUUUUGUCGUGCUUUGGGAGAUUCUUUCGAAAUGUAGAGUUGUGCGAAGUUGUAAAAUCGGUGACGGUGUAUGUAGAAUGUGCUUCAGUCAAGUAGGGAAUUGUGAUAUUGAGAACGCAUAUGAACGUGUUGAUAUUGGGUGUCUUGGAGGGAUAGUGAUUCUGCAGCCUGGUGGAACAGUGUGAAAAGAUGUCUGCUUCUUACUACCAGAUCCUGCUAUUAAUAAUGUACUUUUGGAAAUUUGGAAAUUUGAAAGUGAUUUUUCUAAAAGUUGGCCAAACACUUGUUUGUACCAGACUUGCCUGCAAUUGUGAAUGAAACUCAAAUAAACUAAAACUUAGCAUGUUAAACAGCAGCACAAACAACUAGAGUCAAAAGAAACAAAUUAUUCUUACGGUAUGCAAUAAUUAGUAUUUUUGAUUGUUUUUGAUUUUGCUUUGAAAGGAAAAGUGCCUGUUGUUUGUCAUUCAUUCCUAAGAACCUGGGAGGAAGUGUAUUCAUUACAUGUAGGUUUUUAUGGCGUCUGGAUAACAACAGUAGUUUCCAUAUCAAACCAAUAAUGUAUGAUGGGGUUGUAGUUCUCACAAAUGUAUUGUAUAUUUUUGUACUUGUUUUGAUUUUGACCCUUGAGCGGGAGACGAGAUGUGAUGUCUUUGCAGGGUAAGGUGAUGGCGUAUACGUUGAGAUGCUUAAGCAUGUGUUUGAGUCAUUUCAGAAGAAAAGGCAGUUUUAUCAAGGUCUUUCAUCAAAGUAAAAAUAAGCGUUUCUUUACAGUGACAGCAACCGAAAAAUAGGUUAAUAACAGUUUUUUUUUUUGGCUUUUCUUUGAGUACUAAUUUAAUGUGAUGAUUGUAAGACAGACGAGUGAACAGGAUAGACAUGUUCUAAAAUUCAACUAUUGGAUCGAACUAAACGAGUGAACUCUGCGACUGCAUGGUUGUCAGUAUUUUGUGGUGAUUUUGGAUACUCUUUCCUGUUGGAAGGCAGGUUGAUACUUUUAGUUACGAAGACAUAUCUAAGAGGCAGAGCCAAGCAACGACAGUGUUUCUGGCUAAGUAGCUUUUUAAGUUUAAAAUUAUGUAACGCUCGGGGUACUAACUGAAAAAAAUGCUCUUACCAUAGUUACUCAAGUUUACACGAGCCAUAUUAGCUUAAAGCUAUCCAGGCAAGUUGUGUAAAUGUUUGUUGACCUUUGACGAUCAUGAAUAUCAUGGUUAUAAAUUAAUAAAACAAAGGAGUCUGUGCUAUUUCAAUGAACAUUUUUUGCUCAAGCUAAUGAGGUUUCCUGCGGCACAUUCUGCCUGAUAGAAAUGUUUGCAUAACUAAACUUCCUAUCUACAAGAGGCAGAGUUAGGAUGUAUUGUAUUGUCCAAACGUGUAACACAGCACUGCCUGUCUCUUGGUCUAAGGACGUUUUUCUAGAAAGCUCAAAACAAAGUUGCAAGAAAGAUGGUCUUUGUACUGUAGCUCUGUGCUGUGCUCUACUUACUCAGCAUGUUAUUGUCUGCCAAAUAUGUAAGGCUAAACAGACGUUACCAUUUAUUUAACGGCAUGUCUCAAAUACUGCUGCAUUAUGGCUUCUUCUCUGUUUCAAGUUCUGGACUUACACCAGCUAUUCGUAAAUCCAUUACUAAGUGUGUGUGUGUGUGUGUGUGUGCCCUAGUUAUUAGUAACAACUAGCUAGUUUCUAACUAGAGAUUUAGUAUAUUGGGUUGCACCAUUACAACUUAAGGAAUGUCUUAGCGAGUAGAAACCUUAGCAAAGGGUAAAUUGGUUGUCAGAUUAAAAUCAAUUAAUUAUGUAAAAUGGAAUUCACUGUAGCAUCACAAGCUGUUACAUAACUUCCAAAAAUGACAGGCCAAACGAUAUAUUAAACUUAACUGCCGGUCCUUUGGAUUUCAGAAUUAGUAGUAUCCAUACAGUUUAGAAUAAGUAAGAAAUAUGUCAUUACACUAUUACGCUCAAUUUUAUUUGGUCAUUCAAUCUACCAUUAUCUACCAUAAUAUGUUGUAAUUUGAGGUAUUUUGUGUUAUUUUUGUAGAAUUUAUCAUCAUUAUUAACAGCAUUUUAUGGUCAGCGUGUCGAGCAUAUUACAGAAUGUCUCUUACUCUUCAGUCUAAACGGGUAAUAUAUUAGCAAGCAAAUGUUAGCUUUGUUACUGAGCUAUGCAACAGUUAACAUUUAAUAUAUUGACAAGCAAAUGUUAGCCUUGUUACUGAGCUACACAACAGUUAACAUUUAAUAUAUUGGCAAGCUAAUGUUAGCUUUGUCACUGAACUACACAAAAGUUAACAUUUAAUAUAUUGGCAAGCAAAUGUUAGCCUUGUUACUGAACUACACAACAGUUAACAUUUAAUAUAUUGGCAAGCUAAUGUUAGCUUUGUCACUGAACUACACAACAGUUAACAUUUAAUAUAUUGGCAAGCUAAUGUUAGCUUUGUCACUGAACUACGCAACAGUUAACAUUUGAUAUAUUAGCAAGCUAAUGUUAGCUUUGUCAGUUAGGUACACAACAGUUAAUAGUUAAUAUAUUAGCAAGAUAACCUUAGCUUUGUCAGUUAGUUAAGCAACAGUUAAAGCUGGCAGUUGCUGGUUGUAAAUAUUUUCUAAUCUCUAUGUAAGAACUAGUUUAUUUGGUGCAAUCCAUUUUAGUUUUGUGAUACAUAAAUCUCCACUUUGUAAACACUUACGUUACAACUAGGCUAAAUUUGAACUUACGAACAGCUGGUGCCAGUGGCUCCUGCUCUCUUUGCAGUCACCAGAAUUUAAAAGCAAAGGUUUGGUAAAGAGUGAGCAACAGUUUGCUAGUAAAGGGCAGUAACAGCAACUGCAGAGCCAGAUUAGUACAGUACAAAUCUAAAUUCACUCUGCCAUCAGUUAUUGUAAAUUGGCAAAACUUAAAUUGUCCAGUAGUAAAUGUGCAGGAGUAUUUUGACAAACAAGUAAAAACUAGGUCUUAAGCAGUGUCACAUCUGUAAGAAGGCAGCAAUAGCAGGGAGAAAAUCAGUGGUUUGUAUCCAUUUGUCAUAUUAGCCCAUUUGUCAUAUUAUCUAAUCUAUCAGAAAAAACACUUUGUUGUCUAAAGUGCUCUUAAUUUUCUUAGCCCAACAUUAGGGGCUUUAAUUGGAGUAUUUUUUUUUCUUCUUCUUAGGUUGUUGUUGCUUUUUAUAAUUACUGCAUCUCUCCAAACAAUGUCAUUUUGAUUUAAGUCAGCUUUGAUGAACUACCUCACGCUGAAUUUCUGCCAGUUCUUGCAUAUACUUAGUCACCUGCAGAAUUAGCUAUCGAAGACGUGUGAAUAACAGAUUCCAUUAUUUAUUUAUUUGAAAGUGUACUAUUUGUCGGUUUCAACAGACUUCUAGUUUUGUACAUUAUGUAUACUUCACUUAGAAGUAAGAGAAUUGUUAUAUGUAUUUUUUUUUUUUGUUCUUUUUGUUUUUGUGUUUUGUUUUUUGUUUUUAAACUAAAUGUGCAAUACCUUCAGCAAACUGUGCUAGUAGUAUGUGAUGGGCCUAGCCUUUGUUAACUGUCUCCUGAAGGUAAAGAAAAUGUUUGGUACUGUCAAUCCAUGUUUUCCUUUUUUAUGAAUAAGAGCAAUUUUUAUUUCUGUGACUUGUUUAUAGUCAUGAUGUUACGUAAUUAGUCUUACCCACCAAACAAAUCUGUCGGCCAUGGUUUUGACGCAGAGACAGGAAGUGCUUUGAGUCACAACAUGGCUAGUAGAUUUUGAUUUGGAAUGUGGUAAAGACAAUAAUGUUAAUAAACACAAAAAAGAUGAGUAAAUACCUACAAGAAAUCAUUAUAUGUAUGGUGCUGGUUUGUAAUGUUUGCUAGUGAAUCCAGCCAUGCAAGUAGUUUUAAGAAUUCCUGGAUCUGCGCGUCCCAAAAACCGCAACCAACGAAGAAGUGCACUACUAGAAUACAUGCACUGGGAUCUGAUGAUGCCGCCUCUUAAAAAAAAAACAAAAAAAACAAAAAAAAAAAACAUGUACUGCAAAUAAAAGAAAUACACUUUGA